UGUCGUCGGCAUUCGCACUUUGUUUACAUACACACCGAGUUCCGUUUUUUUUUGUUUUGUGCGAAACACCGCAAACGACGUGAUUCUCCAAGGACAGAUAAGUCAAGUGCAAGAGUGUUGUUUUUUGUGGUCCCCCAGGGUUCGUCUGCUAAGCUUGACUCAGUUCACAGAAUCUAAUCCCGCUCUCCUGCUGCGGAUGGCCUCGAAUGCGCUGCUGGGCAAGCUGAUUUUGGCGCUCACGUUGUCCGUCUUUGCGUACUACUUCUUCUGGGUUGGCGUACUGCCGUUCAUGGUGAUUGACUCUAGCGACGCCAGCUGGAUUCAUUCGCUGUUCCCGGAUAGGAAGUUUGCAUUUUUGGUUCCGGCUGUUUUUGGAGUGUGCUUCAUCGGAGGACUGUCGGUAUUUACGCUGUAUCACUUGAGGAGAGCCAAGCAGAACUGAUACCAUUAACAAGUCCACCUCGAGGCUCGAUGCACGAUGGAGACGUGGCUGGUGAUCGGAAUCUCCGGCGUUACCAACGGCGGUAAAACCACGCUGGCCAAAUCGCUGCUCAGCUACUUCAGCGACAACCUGAACAAGAUCAUCUUU
Culex quinquefasciatus (southern house mosquito) is the source of this 589-nucleotide messenger RNA. RefSeq names its product dolichol-phosphate mannose synthase subunit 2 (gene Dpm2). Gene Ontology annotation, cellular component: dolichol-phosphate-mannose synthase complex; endoplasmic reticulum membrane. Gene Ontology annotation, molecular function: enzyme regulator activity. Gene Ontology annotation, biological process: GPI anchor biosynthetic process. NCBI's taxonomy places the organism in Eukaryota, Metazoa, Arthropoda, Insecta, Diptera, Culicidae. The transcript has 4 exons. The record is from RefSeq and is a predicted model, not a curated record. The coding region runs from base 197 to 442 and encodes 81 amino acids.